CAAACUGAGUGCGGCUCAUUCUGCAGUUCUAACUUAGCAUGCGGCGAGAGUGGUCGUUUUCGUUUACAAAACCGUUAAACAGGCGUCGGCUGUUAGAUUAAGUGAAUUAAUAAGGCAUCCAAAACAAAAACAAAUAAGCAUAACGGUCGCAUAUUUCCCUUUUAUUCGCAUUACAAGCUAAUCUAGUCGGUGAAACUUCGGGGGUGUAUAAACAAAAGGCUGACACGCAAAUCGAUAGCCAAAUAAUCGCAAUUGUAUAUCAAUAUUUACUUAUGUUUCAUAAAUUACACAUUGGUAUCAAAUGCGUAAUGUAAACGUAUAUUUUGAUUUGCAUCAAAACAAAAGCGUCAGACAACUGCUGGGAUAAUCACCAGGAAAAACGACUACAACUACAAUAAACUAAGUAAAACAAAUAAACAACAACAACAACAGACAUCUUAAUUGAAAGGAAUAUAGAGAUUGCUUUGAACAUUACCAAACUAGAAUUCUUGCUACUCCUCUGACUUUAUCUACCUCAUCAAAAUGCCACAGAAAUCAAGAGAUCUUCGUAUUUGGAGUUCUGCAAGCCGCAGAGCUCUUUUCAUAGGUAUUUUAGGCUUCAUUCUCGGCAUUUGCGGUAUUUUAUGUGGCAUGUUUUGGGAGCAGAUAUUCAAUGCUUUACUAAAUAAGCAAAUGAUCCUUCGACCAAAUUCAGUAGUUUAUGACAGAUGGAAAAAUCCACCGGUAGAAUUAAAUCUAGACAUAUAUUUAUACAAUUGGACAAAUUCCGAAGAUUUUGGAAAUUCUUCUACAAAACCUAUACUGGAACAGUGUGGUCCUUAUCGUUUUGUGGAGAAACCGGACAAAGUUGAUAUUGAUUGGCACGACAAGAAUGCCUCGGUAACAUAUCGCAGAAAAAGUUAUUACUACUUUGAUGCUGCUGGCAGCAAUGGAAGUUUAGAUGAUGAGAUUAUAACACUCAAUGCGGUGGCAUUGUCGGCUGGUGCUAAAACCAAAUAUUGGGAUGUCAUGAACACACGAUUGGUUAAUAUGGGGCUUACUAUGUAUCAGCAGGAGAUGACGGUAACAAAAACUGUCGAUGAGUUGUUAUUUACAGGCUAUAGUGAUGAUAUGAUAACGACAGCUCGUACCAUGACAAGCAUAUUUGGUAAGAAGGUGGAGGUGCCUUUCGAUAAAUUUGGUUGGUUUUAUACGCGCAACGGCAGUGCCGAUUUAACGGGCGUUUUUAACGUUUACACUGGUGCUGAUGAUAUUUCCCGUUUAGGUCAAAUGCAUACCUGGAAUUAUAAAUCACAUAGCGGCUUCUUUGACUCUCACUGUGGUAUGACAAAUGGCUCGGCUGGAGAAUUUUAUCCACCCAAUUUGACACCCGACAGCAUUGUGGGUUUAUUCACACCUGAUAUGUGUCGCACGGUACCUUUGGAUUAUACAGAGACUAUGGAAAUCGAAGGGAUUAAAGGUUACAAAUAUGCUGGCGGUCCAAGAUCGGUAGACAAUGGUACCUUGUAUCCAGAGAAUUCCUGUUUUUGUGGUGGUGAAUGUACUCCCUCUGGUGUUAUGAAUGUCUCAUCCUGUCGUUUCGGUACACCAGUAUUCAUGUCAUUCCCACAUUUUUAUCAGGCCGAUCCGUCAUACGUCGAUCAAGUUGAAGGAUUGAAUCCCAAUAAAAAGCAUCAUGAGUUCUACAUGGUAUUGGAACCAAGAACGGGAAUUGCUUUGGAAGUAGUCGCUCGAUUUCAAGUUAACAUGUUGAUAGAGCCUCUGAAAGGAGUCAGUCUUUACGAAGAUGUGCCACGUACUUUCCUUCCCUUGAUUUGGUUCGAACAAAAAGUUCGUAUUACUCCAGAAAUUGCCACCGAAUUGAAGUUGAUUCCUCGCGUACUACUGGGCGGACAAAUAUUUGCCGGUAUCCUUUUUGCACUGGGGCUUUUAAUGAUGGGCUGGUAUCCCAUGCAACAGUUGUGUUCAAAUAGCAGCCGUAAUAAGUCAAGUAAAAUUCAUGGUACUGAAAAUGGUAAAUUGGGCCAAGCCUCACCAUGUGAGUUGAAGCCUUUAAAUCAUACACCUACAAAAUCGCCUUCCAUUCCAAAGAAGCGAAAUUCAGACAGCACACCUGACCAGUCACCGCUAUUGAAAAAAACUGCCAAAGAUGAGGCAACGACUGAGAAAUCUAAUCCAAUGAGCAGCAUUUCAAAUGGCAAAAGUAGCCAGAAUUAAACCAAAUCACUAGCCAUUACACCAUAUCCUUCCAAUAGGAAUGCCUAUGAGUAUACAUUAAUUGACAGUGUUGUGAAUGAGAAUAGUUUAUGACGACAGUAGUAAAAUAAGAACAUCAUUAUGGGCUGUUUACUUUCGAAGAAGCAUGCCAAAACGAGCAUAUAUCAGUUACAUUUAUGAAUACAUAUAUCAAAACUUUAUCAGAUAAUUCAUAAGUGUAAGCAGUCCGUAAGUUCUAAAGAACAAAUGUCAAAUACAUUUCUAAUACAUCGCUCACAUGUAGCGAUAAUUCGAUUCGUCGUUAAUCUCUUUAGAGUAUAUUUAGGGUUGCCAGGUGGACCUUUGUUAAACUCUAGCAGCUUUUUUAGUUUCAUCAAUACUCCCAUGGCAAAUGCAAAUGUAUCAUAAGAGAAUUCCCCAAACUAUAUAUCACUGUUGAUUUUUCUAAAAGUUUUAUAGUGCAUAAGGUUUUAUAUAAUAUAUCUAGAGAUAGUUUUUAGAUUUUAUUUCAUAAACCGGACUAAAAGCUCUAUUUCGUAAAAUUUUUUUUUACUAUUAUCAUUACCGUUAUGAUUUUUUUUAUAUAUUAAUGCAGUAUUUUUACGUACAUUGUAUAUGUAUAAUCUUCUGUCAAAUAUAAUUAUAGUUAUGAAGAACAGUCUUUGCUGUAGAAAAAUAAAGUCUUCAUUUAUUUUUAAAAUUAAACUUAAAAUUUUUAUCGAACAAAUGUGAAUUAUAAA
Molecule: messenger RNA, 2957 nt
Organism: Stomoxys calcitrans (stable fly)
Lineage: Eukaryota; Metazoa; Arthropoda; Insecta; Diptera; Muscidae
Product: protein peste
Exons: 7
Coding region: 523-2217 (564 amino acids)
Cellular component (GO): membrane; cytoplasm
Molecular function (GO): scavenger receptor activity
Source: RefSeq, a predicted model, not a curated record